AAAAAGGGCCGUCCCCGAGCUUCACGCUUCAGCGGGAGUCGAGCAAGAAGAGGAUAAAGACUCUUACCGCUAGUUCCCUUAUUAGCGUUUACAUAAUUCCCGAAACGCAACUAGAAAUUCAAAGGAGAGCUAGUUUCUUUCCGAAAAUGGCACUUCUACGUGCCUCUAUUAUCUGCUGCUUGCUGGCAAGUAGCCUAGCUGCUAACACAAGGGACCAUGAAAGGCGGAAACGUAGCAGUGCGAAUAUCCUUCGUGCGCCAGACUUGAACGAUAUGACCGACUUCGGAGGAAACGGUGGUUUCGGGGGCUUCGGCGAUGUAUGCCCAGAGCCCCGUGCCCCAGGAAACGCCACGGUGAAAUGCGAGGACUCCUGGGACGGGAUGGAGAAGGUCUGCACCGCCACCUGUCGGCCAAACUACAUCUUCCCCUCCGGAGCCAAGGAGGAGACCCAGAGAUGUGAUCUCGGCUGGGGGUCGUGGUCAGGGGGUACCGGCACCUUCCAGGACUGCAAACCUAUUUGCAAUCCGUCCUGUAUGAAUGGUGGUGCCUGCAUCCUUCCGUUCACGUGCCGUUGCCAGGCAGGUUACCGUGGUAGCCGCUGUCAGUAUGCUGUGUCCAACUGUGUGAGGCCCGCCGCUCCACAGAACGGACAAAUCCAGUGUGCCGACGGUGUGACCGACACCAGGUGUCAGGUCAAGUGCCUCCCUGGCUACAAAUUUGAGGGCCCCGUAGAGUCUGAGUACGUGUGUCGCCCAGACGGCGUGUGGACCACAGGAAGCACCAUCCCCAACUGCAUAUUGGAUAACAAGUGCGUCCCCCUUCAGAAGCCGAGGAAUGGAGACAUUCAGUGCACAGUGGAGACCCAUGAGACACAUUGUUACCCCACCUGUAAUGCAGGGUACAGAUUUGAAUCUCCAACCAACAACAUGUACACCUGCAAAAACUCUGAGGGUGUGUGGACUCCAAACAAGGUGCCCGACUGUAUUCCAAAGGUGAAUGUGAUCAACACAAAGCCAGCCAUAACUAAUCCUCUCGUGCCAACAGGGAGCAAAACAAUUUCCGAACUCCCUCCACUGAAGCCUGGUGUGCCGCAUGGAGCCAACACCACUACCGCACCUUUGACGGCAAGGUUUACCAGUUUGAAGGACGCUGCACGUAUGUGCUUGCAAAAGACUGCGUAG
Molecule: messenger RNA, 1181 nt
Organism: Lingula anatina
Lineage: Eukaryota; Metazoa; Brachiopoda; Lingulata; Lingulida; Lingulidae
Cellular component (GO): extracellular matrix
Molecular function (GO): protein binding
Source: RefSeq, a predicted model, not a curated record